CCCCCCCCCCCCCUCUCUUUUGUAUAGCCUUUUCUAUACUGGGUUUAAAACCAACUCGUGGCGGGUUGGUCUGCGUUUUCUCAAUAAUGCCCCCAAAGAAAGGUGCAUCUAAGUCUGCUGGCAAAGGCAAGAAGAUGAAGGCAGCGACUACUGCGGCUGCUACGACGGCCAUCAAGGCGAAACGAACAGCAAUGAGCACAGCUCCAAAUACCGCAAACCACUCUACCAACACUAAUGACGCAGCCAUUUUCAAUACCAAGGCUCCAAGGGAAGCCAAGGUUAGCAAAUCUAGUGGACGUUCUAGCCAAGGAACGACCAGAGCUGUAUCCGCGAAGGCUGGAAAGCGAAAAGCUGAUAUCGACGAAGAGAAGCCGACCCGCGAACCGAAAAAGGCUCGUGUAGCCCGACCUCGGGUGCCGAAGCCAAAAUCAAAGAUCAUCAUCAACAGUGCUCCCACCACCCGUCUAAAUGUCUAUGUUUGUGGCGAAGGCAGCUCUGGUGAACUCGGUCUUGGAGCGGGAAAAGCCGCCAUCGAUGUAAAGAGGCCUCGUCUCAAUCCGCAUUUGCCAGCAGACCGGGUCGGCGUUGUACAACUCGCAGUUGGUGGCAUGCAUUGCGUGGCACUUACGCACGACAAUAAAAUCCUCACAUGGGGUGUCAAUGAUCAGGGGGCGCUUGGGAGGGAUACCACCUGGGAGGGUGGUCACAAGGAUGUGAACGAGACUAAAAGCGACGACUCGGAUUCAGACUCUGACGAUGACACUGGCCUCAACCCGCACGAGUCGACUCCUACUGCUAUCCCUUCUGACGCUUUCCCAGAGGGUACUACUUUUGUGGAAGUCGCUGCUGGCGACAGCUCCAGUUUUGCUCUUACAGAUGAAGGUCAGGUCUAUGGUUGGGGAACUUUCAGGAGCAACGACGGGAUUCUAGGCUUUGACCCUAAUAACAAGGUCCAAGCUACUCCCACGCAUAUCCCCUCGUUGAAAAAGAUCAGGCACGUGGUCUGUGGUGAUAAUCACGUUCUCGCUCUAAACGAGAAGGGCGCCGUAUUCUCAUGGGGUUCUGGCCAGCAGAACCAGCUAGGCCGCCGUAUCAUUGAGCGGAAUAGGCUAAAUGGGCUUCAGCCGCGCGAGUUUGGUCUACCAAAGAAUAUCGUGCGCAUUGCUUGUGGCGCUUUCCACUCCUUCGCCGUCCACCAAUCCGGCAAAGUCUACGCUUGGGGCCUGAACAGUUUUGGAGAAACCGGUAUCAGAGCCGGUGCGGGUGACGACGAUGCUGCUAUUGUCCACCCUACCAUUGUUGAUUCGCUGUCAAACCAAGGUGUCACUCAACUUUGUGGUGGCUCUCACCAUUCACUCGCCGUCACUAGGAGCGGCCAGUGCCUCGUUUGGGGACGAUUGGAUGGCUACCAAACGGGACUGAGGAUUGACACACUCUUAGAUGAAGCGGUUAUGAAGGAUGAGCGCGGGCGCCCUCGCAUCCUCAUAGUACCGACUCCUGUGCCUGGGAUUAAGGCCAAUGUCGUGGCGGCGGGUUCAGAUCACUCAAUAGCAAUCGAUAGCAAUGGCCAUCCUUGGUCGUGGGGGUUUUCCGCUACUUAUCAAACCGGCCAAGGGACACAGGAUGACAUUGAGGUAGCAACUGUUGUCGAGAACACUGCUAUCCGGGGAAAGAGACUGAACUGGGCGGGUGCGGGGGGCCAAUUCUCCGUAUUCACCGAACCUGUGAUGUUAUGAUCGGCUUCGAAUGGGCAGAGCCUUCCACAAGAGCUGUAGCUGGUUCGAGCCCGACAGUGCUGAUCUUAGCCUGACUCUGUACAUUUGCAAUUUUCUAGCUCUCUUCUCUUAAACGGCUACGUUCAAUACUCGAGAUCUUUACGCACG
This is a messenger RNA of Aspergillus japonicus CBS 114.51, 1883 nucleotides long. RefSeq names its product RCC1 domain-containing protein. Bases 87 to 1736 code for a protein of 549 amino acids. Gene Ontology annotation, molecular function: guanyl-nucleotide exchange factor activity. Gene Ontology annotation, cellular component: cytoplasm. The transcript has 2 exons. Lineage: Eukaryota; Fungi; Ascomycota; Eurotiomycetes; Eurotiales; Aspergillaceae. The record is from RefSeq and is a predicted model, not a curated record.